Messenger RNA from Dioszegia hungarica, 822 nucleotides. RefSeq names its product nucleophile aminohydrolase. NCBI's taxonomy places the organism in Eukaryota, Fungi, Basidiomycota, Tremellomycetes, Tremellales, Bulleribasidiaceae. The transcript has 7 exons. The record is from RefSeq and is a predicted model, not a curated record. The coding region runs from base 1 to 822 and encodes 273 amino acids. Gene Ontology annotation, cellular component: proteasome core complex.
AUGAACCAUCAUCCCGGAGCCUGGGGUCAACCCCUCCCCGCCCACGCCCAGUUUGACAUGUUCAACCCAGGUCAAAGCUAUAGACAAGCGCCAAAGGCAGCACCGAUCACCCAUACCCAACAACCCCUUGUGACCGGUACUUCGGUUCUCGGUAUCAAGUAUGAAGGAGGUGUCAUGCUCGCAGCCGACAACUUGGCUUCCUAUGGCUCUCUCGCACGAUUCAGGGACAUCCAGCGUUUACAUCCUCUCGGCAAGCAGACUGUUAUCGCUGCGUCAGGAGACAUGUCGGACUUCCAGUGGCUGAAGAAGGAGCUGGACUCGAUAUUACGCGAGGAGAACGGCCUCUCUCUCACCGACUCUCACCCCUCCCUCUCCCCUCAGCACAUAUACGAUUUCCUCGCCAACCUCUUCUACGCUCGGCGGAGCAAGAUGAACCCCCUUUGGAACGCCAUGCUGGUUGGUGGCUGGGACAACAAGAAGAACGAGAGCUUCCUCGGCUUUGUCGAUCUGCUCGGUACCACCUACUCUGCACCGACCCUCGCAACGGGUUACGGUGCGCACAUUGCUACUCCUUUGCUGCGCGAGGCGUAUGAGGACAAGGCGGGCAUCGACGGCAAAGGGCCGCUUUUGACCGCUGAGGAGGCGGAGAAGGUAUUGGCGGACUGUAUGAAGGUGCUCUUCUACCGUGACGCGCGAAGUAUCAACAAGUACCAAACGGCCACCGUCACUUCAGAAGGUGUGAAAAUCUCCGAUUCGAAGAGCGUCGAGACAGAAUGGGGAUUUGCAGAAAGCCUGAGGGGUUAUGGUGCCCAGAACCAGUAA